Messenger RNA from Phyllostomus discolor (pale spear-nosed bat), 2069 nucleotides. RefSeq names its product RNA polymerase-associated protein LEO1-like. Gene Ontology annotation, molecular function: RNA polymerase II C-terminal domain phosphoserine binding. Lineage: Eukaryota; Metazoa; Chordata; Mammalia; Chiroptera; Phyllostomidae. The coding region runs from base 871 to 1917 and encodes 348 amino acids. Gene Ontology annotation, biological process: transcription elongation by RNA polymerase II; positive regulation of transcription elongation by RNA polymerase II. The record is from RefSeq and is a predicted model, not a curated record. Gene Ontology annotation, cellular component: nucleus; Cdc73/Paf1 complex. The transcript has 10 exons.
GCUGCACCCAAAAUGAGCUUGAAUUAUUCCGAACUGUUGUAAACUGCUCUUUAAAUAAAUGCAUGUGACUGAGUCCCUGCAUGUUAGGAGUUUGAUCAUAUAACCAGAGUUCCCCAAAGUAACUUUGAUGUAUAUACAAUUUUUAUUUAAAGAUAAAUAAUAUGUGCUAAUAUGAAUACUACACAUGUUAUUAAAACAACAUUCAACUGUAAUUGCAGCAAAUGUAAACGUAGAGCAACAAAAGUUUUGUUCCAGGAAAGAAUGUUGUGUCAUUGACGUUACAUAGAAUGGCUGGCUACCUUUAUUGAGUAAGUUCCAAGGUAGACCUCUCCCAUCUGUCCUGUACUUGACAUCCUCCUGUUAGGAGACAGUUUUCUUUAUGAAUGUCUCAUACUUAUUGUUUGGUAAACUGAGACACUGACUUGUUUCUGGACUAUCUUCCCAAGAAGCAUGGUUUUCUUUUUGUCUCUUCUGUCCUUUUUUUUUUUUAGUGAGUAGGCACUUGGGUGUCAGGUAUUAAGCUCUUGUCUCUCUCAUCUGCAAACCCACCCAGUAGUACACCAAGCUUGGCAAUGCUGGGGCCAAUCAGGUUUCAGCUUCACCAGCAGCCCCCUGUUAGGGGGCGCCACAGAAAGAUUGGGAGCCUGCAUAGCCAGGACAAGAUUGCUCCUUCCUGUUUGUUUGUGGUACUUUCCAGGGGCUUCCUGUUGCCUCUCAGGGGCCAACACUUCUUCACCCCCGAAGAGGCAGUUCCCUCCCACGGCGGCUGGUCCAGUGCGCAGAGCCGCCAGCGCCUGCAGGGCCAGCUCCCCUGCGCUCCCCUGAGAGACGGCAGCACAGCUGGGCACUCCCUCAGAUUGUAGCAGAGCCAUGGAUCUGUUUGGAGACAUAGACGACAUUUCUUCAGAGAGUGAUGACGACAAUCAACUGCUUAUCCCAGGACAGCUUGCUGAUGUACACAGGUCGCCCCAGGGCCAGCGGGAGGAAGUGCCGAUUUCUGAAGCCAGGAUGGAAAUAGAAAUUCCCCAUUUCAACUCUGAUUUAGGAAAUGAAUUGUACUUUGUUAAGCUACCCAAAUUUCUCAGCAUAGAGCCCAAACCUUUUGAUCCUCAGUAUUAUGAAGAUGAAUUUGCAGAUGAGAAAGUGCUUGACGAGGAAGAAAGAACCAGGUUGAAAAUAAAGGUGGAAAAUACUAUCCGAUGGAGGGCACGCCGGGAUGCAGCAGGAAAUGAAAUUAAAGAAAGCAACGCUCGGAUCGUGAAGUGGUCAGAUGGGAGCCUGUCCCUGCACUUGGGCAGCGAGGUGUUCGAUGUCUACAAAGCCCCACUGCAGGGCAACCACACCCACCUGUUUGUUAGAGAAGAUACUGGCCUACAAGGACAAGCCAUCUUCAAAUACAAACUCACCUUUAGACCUCACUCUACAGACUAUGCCACACGUAAGAAGAUGACCCUGCCACUCGCUAAUAGAUACUCAAGGACACAGAAGAUUAGAAUCUUACCAAUAGCUGGUCUUGAUCCUGAAUGCCAGCGCACAGAGAAGAUUAAGAAAGAAGAAGAACGUUUGCGGGCUUCUACUCACCAGGGGACAAUCCCUCUUCCAGAGAAGCAGAAGCAGCUGGGGCCAAGGGUCCCUAACCAGCAGUCCAGCAGUGAUGAUGAUGACAACGAAGAUGAGGAGGAGGAGGAGGAGGUGGAAGAGGAGGAGGAAGAAAGUGACGAAGCCAGUACAAGCCAGUGCCUCGGGGGCCUCGGAGAGGAACGAGGCAGAAUCUGUUCAUCAGACAGUGACGUGGGAUCAGAGGAGGAAACAGCUCACGGAUUACUGAGAACAAAGCAACUCUCCAGUGAUGAGGAGGUGAACCCUCCAGAAACUGGAAAGCAGGGGGAGAAGAGAAAGAGGAUGUCAGAAGCAUGAAACAUGCACUCACUCACUGUCUGUCUUGUUUUGAACAGUUUGUUUUAAAAUAAUGAUGAAAUGACUUGUUUUGUUUGAAGUGAUGAAUUGAGUUGCUUUUGCAUAAUGCCAGUUGUGAAUAAAGAAUGUUCAGAAGCAAGUCUGUGACUUUA